AUGCUUGGUACCGAAACAGGCGUAACGAACGCCUCCUCAACGAAACUGUUGAAAAAAGGAACUCGGCCUGGUGUGGGAAUUUCAGAAGAUAAGUUGAUCCCUCGGCUUAAAGUUAUAGAACGUCUUAAAAAGAUUCUUCAGCCUAAUGAGGACCAAUCAUUUUAUCAUGUUGUCUGCGGAGAACAUGGAACGGGGAAAACUACGUUAACUAGGAUUGCAUCAAGAGAAGCUGGGCAGGAUAAGGAUAGAGGAAUACAGGGCGGAGCGGGAGUCAUUUACGUUGAUAUUCCACCCGAUUUCAAAGACUUGGGCGAUGCUUUCGGAAAAGCUAUUAAUUUUGCAUUUGAGGAAAAUAUUUCUUUCACUGUACAAUUAGGACGAAAAAUCUUGGGUACAACUAAAGAUAAGUCUGAGAUUUCUGAAUGGAAGAGAGCCAUGAAAGCCUUCAAGCGUGCUUCUGCUACCUAUAAAGCAAAGCAUGGCAAAUCUCCAGUCAUUAUUUAUGAUAAUGUAAGCCGUUUGGUACAUAAGAAUCCGGAAGUCCUUGAUAUUCUUCAGGAUGACGCAAAAGACAAUGCCGAUUACCAAAAUUAUAUUGCUGUGUUUGUAAGUAGUGAAGGUUCGGUCCCGAGAAGAAUGGAAUCCCGUAGUGCCUGGUCGCGUGCAGAGAAUCCGAUUGAAAUCGGAGAUCUUAGUAAGGAAGAAUCAAUAAAUUAUCUAAUUGACAAGCGCAAGGUAAAAAAGGAGGAAGCAGAAAAAUUAUAUGAAUUGGUUGGUGGCCGUAUUAUUGAUUUAAGACGCGUAGCGAACAAGUCUCUAGCUGGUCAAAACUUCGAAGUUAUUAAACAGAAAGAAAGCAUUAAAGCUUUAUUGGACUCUAAAGAGUUGGACUUUACAGCGUUUAUGGAAUUAUUCAAUAAUUAUGAAGAAGCUAGCGAAGUAUUGGAAAAAAAUAUAUUUGCGUACCAUCCAGAAAAAAAACACCGUGAGCUUCCAGUCUCAAUCAGUAGAAUAUUAUAUUCGGGAAAAGUCAGAUAUAUUCAUUAA
Dentiscutata heterogama is the source of this 1047-nucleotide messenger RNA. NCBI's taxonomy places the organism in Eukaryota, Fungi, Glomeromycota, Glomeromycetes, Diversisporales, Gigasporaceae. The record is from the annotation of a GenBank genome assembly.